AUGCCUACAGUGCAGGCUAAAAGGUUGUGGCUUGGUGCCGAUGGUUUUCUCCAAAACACUUUGAUACCUUUCUCAAUGGGGAGAACUGUGAAGCCUCUGAGGACCUUUCUUCCUGAUGGGAUAAUCGUUAACAUUUUCAGAAGACUUCCAGUAAAAUCUCUUAUCCGAUUGCAAUGUGUAUGCAAGCAUUGGAAAAAUCUUAUCAGGUCACCGUUUUUUACUCCAGUCUUCAAAACCCUUCACUUCUGCAGAUGGCCUCGACCUAUGUCCUCUGGUUUUCACUGGGUUUUGCUGGAUCGUGACAUGCGACGACGUGUAGUUCAGAAUUCACAGAUCUCUUUGAUCGAUACCUUGCCCCAGUUGAGCAUACAUGGGUCAAGCAAUGGCUUGCUCUGUCUUAAAAGCGCAUCUCAAAAUUCCAUUUUAUUGUGGAAUCCGGCAACCAGAGAAUCCAAACAGGUCCCCGCAGCUACCAAUCGUUUUGGAGGCCAUUGCUGUAUAGGAUUUGGGUUUAGUCCAAUUGUUAAUGAUUAUAAGAUCGGGGUGAUUUAUGAUCAUAACCUUGAGAGGGUUUGGAGAGUGUAUCAAGUUAAAGUGUAUUCAUUAUGCACAAGGUCUUGGAAGGAAAUAGAAGUUGGAAACAUGGAGGGUUUAUAUGUUAACGCUCAUAGUGUUAGUGAUAAUGGACAUGCCUUUUGGUUUGGGUUCAAGAAUGAAGAUGAUGAUUAUUGCUCAAUAGUUUCAUUUGACAUAGCAACUGAAGUAUUUACAUUGAUCCCAAUGCCUGCAUCAGAUGAUAGAAGUUUCAAGUACAUCACGGGAGAAAUGGAUUUGGGCUCACAAUACACUAGCAGCGCUUGUUCAGGCUUGUCAAUGUUAUAUCCUAUUACUAUUUGGGGCAAUAAAAUCAUAUGCCAACCUGAAUUUGAUGGUGAUUCUGAAGAUCAUGAAGGCGAGAAGGAUAAUGACCCACUUACUCCUCUUUACAUGUUCAAUAUUGGCAGUACUGAAUUUAGGAUAUUUGCUAUUCCUUCCUGUAACAAGGGCUAUGGCCUAACAAUUGACAAUUAUGUUGAAAGCCUUGUAUCAAUUGGCAAUAUUCAUGUUGAGAAUCCUUGA
Neltuma alba is the source of this 1119-nucleotide messenger RNA. Its product is annotated as putative F-box protein At3g16210. The record is from RefSeq and is a predicted model, not a curated record. Gene Ontology annotation, molecular function: protein binding. The transcript has 2 exons. NCBI's taxonomy places the organism in Eukaryota, Viridiplantae, Streptophyta, Magnoliopsida, Fabales, Fabaceae. Bases 1 to 1119 code for a protein of 372 amino acids.